This is a messenger RNA of Nelumbo nucifera (sacred lotus), 1647 nucleotides long. RefSeq lists its product as uncharacterized. Lineage: Eukaryota; Viridiplantae; Streptophyta; Magnoliopsida; Proteales; Nelumbonaceae. The record is from RefSeq and is a predicted model, not a curated record.
CACAUCAAACGGUCGUUGGUUCAGAACACUGGCGUCUUCCCAUUUGAUCGGGGUCGCACGCAACUCUGGUCGCUAUAAAGCUUUUCUGUUUCUUAUCGUUUCGGUCACCUGGCUGCGGCAGUGAAGUUAGAAAUUAAAAAGGCGGCUCCCUCUCUCCCUCUCUCCCUCUCUCUCUAGAUCGCUCUCUUCUUCUCUUCUGGUAAACAUAAAACCCUCACAUCCCUUCCCGUCCCACAUUCUCAAUUGAUCGGUAACGAGUGAAACCGAAACUCAACAUGGAGGUGGUGAUGCAAGCACCGCCCAAUAUAGAUUUCAACUUCGAUAGCGCCUGCUCUUCUCCCUACAUUAGCGCUCCUUCCAGCCCCAAACGUUUCGGUGAGUUCUACUUCAGCGCUCCAACUAGUCCUACCAGGGUUGCUGCCAUCUACCGUGAAAUCAACGACGGCCUUUCCGUGAUUAGGACCAACGGCACAUGCAGCAAAGAUGGGCCUUCUUCUUCUACUGUCGUCCCAUUUAACUGGGAUGAGAAGCCGGCAGAACCCAAAUCCAACGACAGCAACGAAGACGACUUCGCCUUUGAUUUCAGCGGUCAGUUAGAGAGAACCUCUCUCACCGCCGAUGAACUUUUCGAUGGAGGCGUCAUCCGACCCCUAAAACCUCCGUCGCGGUUGCAGGUUCCCGACGGAGUUGACGAGUUCCCCACUCGGAAGAGCGCUGCUUCAUCGCCGAGGACGUCCAAGUCACCCAUCUCACAGGGGAAAAAGAUGUUCCGUGAAGCGUUCUCCCCGCGGCACAAGAAGGAUUUCGAUUCAUUUGCAGCUGCAAGCCAACAAGAGCAAAAAGAACCAGAACACGAUCGAGGGAGAGAAAGGGUCCCUGCUUCAAAAUCUGGCCGCAGAGAGACCAGAUCGCUCUCCCCUUUCAGGGUUUCUGAGUUUAAUUGGGAGGAAGAACAACAGCAAAGCACAAAAGCCGCUUCCUCGAAUUCGAAAUCCUCCUCUUCUUACUCUUUGUCGUGGUUUUGCAAGGGCAGCAAGAAAUGGAGAUUGAAAGAUUUUCUGUUGUUCCGAAGCGCGUCAGAAGGUCGAGUGACGGACAAGGAUCCUCUCGGGAAAUUCGCGGUGCCGUCGACGUCGAAGAAGCAGGAGUACGUGAAGAACUCGAGCAUCCGGUCGACCGAUAGCUCCGGGUCGGUAUCCGGUUCUAGGAGAAGAGGGCCGGUUUCAGCUCACGAGUUGCAUUAUACAGUGAAUCGGGCGGUCUCAGAGGAGAUGAAAAAGAAGACCUUCUUGCCUUACAGGCAAGGGCUUCUAGGUUUCUUGCGGUUCAAUUCGACGGUCCACGGUCUAUCCAGGAGCUUUGGCUCCCUUACGCGAUAAUGAUCCAUAGAUCUUUAGCUCUCUUUAUUCUUGCUUUGAACCGUAGAAGCAAACCAGAUAGACCGUAGCCGGUGGUCUUUCUAUUUUGCGAUUAAUAUAUUAUAUAAGUAAUAUACUAUUUAUUAAUUUCUUUAUUCCUUGUAAUUUUUGAAUUGUAUUAGAAUAAAAUGAAAGAAGUCGAUAAAGCCAGCUUCGCUGGGGUACCCGUCUUCAAACCCUGAGAUUGGAAUCCAUGGGUUGGUGGGUCCCGGCAUUUAUAUAUACUAAU